GUAUAUAUUUCAUAUAUAUUCUUGUAUUGUAUUUUAUAUAAUAUUUUUAUAAUCAUAGAAAUAAAAUUUAAUUAUUUAAAAAUUAAUCAAAAAAACCAGAAAUUAUUUGUUGAAUAUCUAUAUAUAAUUACUGAUCAAAUAAAUUUAUAAAUUUUAGGAGAUAGUUAUGUGCAUACGUCAGAAAAUAAUCACAUAAUUAUACAAAAGUGUCGAAAGCAGAAAAUUAUGGCAUUUUUAAGCAGUACCUGUUUAUCAAUAAGUUUAUGUACUCUGUUAUUUUAUACAACUAUAGCUUUUAAUAAAUAUUCCAUAGAGGCAAAUAAACCAAAAUAUGAAGAUCCUUUACAAUUUCCAACCUCUCUCCGUGAGUUAGAUAAACCAUUUCGCAUGGCAAAGUUAAAUAUAUUAUGGAUAAAAGCAAAAAAUCGUUUGACAGAUACAAAAUUGCAAUCAAUAUUUAGUGAUCUGAAAAUCCAUGAUAAAGAAGAAAUUGCAUAUAAGCAUUUUAAGUCUGAUGGCAAAGAUCCAAAUGGUGAAGAAGAAGCACGAUUAAGAAAAAAGCUAAUUGGAAUUAUGAGUACUUAUGGAUUAUUAGAACACUUUGAUGAUACAGAAAAUCCAGAAUUACUGAAAAAACAUAAAGCUUUAAAUGAUGGUACCAAUUAUAUUGCCAGAAAUGUCUUUAAAGAUAAAAGAUUAGAUAAAUUAUGGGUUAAAGCUGAAAUGGCAGGUUUUACUCAUGAAGAACUUCAAACUUUAAAGGAAGAAUUUCAACAUCACCAGGAUAAAGUGGAUGAAUAUAUGAAUCUUUUAAAAGAUAUAGAAACUGGUGAUUCAGAAAUACAUAAAAAUAGUUUAUAUCAUAAACCAGAAACUUGGAAUGAAAUAGAACAAGAAGAGGAAAUAUCCAAUAAUGUUCCUGAAAAAAAGCUAGAUUACUUAGAAAAAGCAACAUUACUUAGAGAAAAACAUUUGGAACUUAGAAAUGGAUAUGAUCGAUUGGAUAGAUUAACUGCAAAAGGACCAAAUCAUAAAGAAUUCAUAGAACCUAAAGUGCAAGGUUUAUGGCGUAUUGUAUUAGAAUCUCAAUUCUCUCCAGAAGAACGAGCUUCAUUAAAAGAAGAAUUGUUACAUUAUGAAGGAAGGUUGCUCAAAUUGCGUCAUUUACACACAGAAGCUGCUUUAGAAGCUGCACGACAAGGAAAACAAUAUGAUUUGGAGAACUCUACUAUGGAACAACAUAUCAAAAAACAUGCAAGAACUAUUCAAAAACUUCAUACAGAUCUUGAAGCAAAAAUUAUGCAAAAACAUUCUGAACUUUAAUAUAAUUAAUGCUUAAUAAAUUUGCACAAAUAUUAUUUUUAUAAUAGUUUUAAAAUUAAAAAUAUUUUUAUUAGAAACAUAAUGAAUACAAAUAUAUGAGAUUUAUAAAGAUCUAAUUUGAAAAUUAUAUUAUUUUAUAUUACAUUUAUAUGAUAUAUUUUUAAGAAAUAUAUAUAAUAAGAGAAUAAUAUAUGAAUAA
Molecule: messenger RNA, 1522 nt
Organism: Apis dorsata (giant honeybee)
Lineage: Eukaryota; Metazoa; Arthropoda; Insecta; Hymenoptera; Apidae
Product: alpha-2-macroglobulin receptor-associated protein
Exons: 7
Coding region: 226-1323 (365 amino acids)
Biological process (GO): regulation of receptor-mediated endocytosis
Cellular component (GO): endomembrane system; endoplasmic reticulum
Molecular function (GO): low-density lipoprotein particle receptor binding; heparin binding; receptor antagonist activity
Source: RefSeq, a predicted model, not a curated record